Molecule: messenger RNA, 831 nt
Organism: Drosophila elegans
Lineage: Eukaryota; Metazoa; Arthropoda; Insecta; Diptera; Drosophilidae
Gene: Dlc90F
Product: dynein light chain Tctex-type
Exons: 1
Coding region: 193-528 (111 amino acids)
Biological process (GO): microtubule-based movement
Cellular component (GO): cytoplasmic dynein complex; cytoplasm
Molecular function (GO): dynein intermediate chain binding
Source: RefSeq, a predicted model, not a curated record
CACAAGCAGGCUUUGCACAUCCCUUCGAAAAAAACACUCGCAACAUAUUUUAUUUCGCUUGCACAAACGCCGCCGACGAACGCAAAAACGCGCGCAGAACCGCAAGGACAACAGCUGCAGCAACAAGAACAACUAACUAGCAACUAUAUAUCUUUGACCAGCUGCCGGAAUAACUGAAUCGAAGUUGCGAAAAUGGAUGACUCACGCGAAGAAAGCCAGUUUAUUGUGGACGACGUGAGCAAGACGAUUAAGGAGGCCAUUGAGACGACCAUCGGUGGAAAUGCCUACCAGCACGACAAGGUGAACAACUGGACCGGCCAGGUGGUGGAGAACUGCCUCACCGUCCUGACCAAGGAGCAGAAGCCCUACAAGUACAUUGUGACCGCGAUGAUCAUGCAGAAGAACGGAGCAGGACUGCACACCGCUAGCUCCUGUUAUUGGAACAACGACACCGAUGGAUCCUGCACCGUGCGCUGGGAGAACAAGACCAUGUACUGCAUCGUUUCGGUCUUCGGACUGGCCGUUUAAACUGGAGUAUAAGAACUCGGGGCUGAGGGACUUCUAACUCGGGGGAUCACCCGUGACUGGAAGUCAAUAAUCGCAACUAACUGAUAAGGGGGAGGGAUUAACAAGAUUGCCGUCGUACACACACCCACACACAACACGAAAACCACACGCACUUUGAUUGGCCAUCCUGCUGCAAGGAAGAAAUUAAAUGUAAAACUCUAAGCAACCUUGUUGUUUCCAAGCAACUAUUCGUUGCCCGUGUACGCGCCCAAUGUUAUUCUUGAUUUUCAAUGUAAAAUCCUAAAUAAAAAUAUUUAAAAAUAA